AUGCAGUCUGUUCUUUCUAGAGUACAAGAUUUCUUCUCGCUAGACACAUUGGAUGAAAGGCUAUCUUCUCCAGGUAAUGACUCUCGCAGGAAGGCUAAAACUUCACCAGAGCCUCCAUCAAGAUGGUCUUCAAUGGAAUAUAAGAUAUAUUGGGGGAUUUUGAUAGUCGUUCUUCCAUUGCUUUUGAAGGGUGGAAUGGAUGCUACGAAUUCAUGGAACCCCAAUUACUACAAGUUUGAACAUUUGUUGAGCAAGGGUUGGAUGUUUGGGAGAAAGGUUGAUAAUAGCGAUGCUCAGUAUAGGUUCUUUAGGGAUAAUAUUCCACUUUUAAUGGGAUUGAUGUCAUUGCAUUUAAUCAUAAAAAAGUUGGUGUUACGGUUCACUAAUGUAGAGAAGGUUAAAUUUGACUUUUGGUUUGGCUUGAUCUUUUUGGUUGGUGCUCAUGGUGUUAACAGUUUGCGUGUACUUUUCCACAUGAUGGUUAUGUUUUCACUUGCUAAAAUUUUUAAGAGACAAAGGCCCCUUGCUAGCGCAUGCGUAUGGAUAUAUGGGGUUGGUUCUCUUUUCAUUAACAACUCCUAUAGAAACUUACCAUUUGGUCAAAUAUUACCAAUUCUAAAGCCCUUGGACGGAUCGUACACAGGAAUCAUCGCAAGAUGGGAUGUUUUCUACAACUUUACAUUGCUAAGAGCAAUUUCGUUCGAUAUGGACUUCUUAGAACGCUGGACAAACAUUCACGUCAGCCCAUCGGCCACCCCACCUCCAACAUCGAGCGUUUCACCCGAAAGGUUCGAAUUGAAAAGGGCCUCUAGUACACAAGUUCUGGAAACCAUUGAAGAAAAUGCAUCUAAGCCGGUGCUUCUAGAUGAUCGUGCCAGACUCUCCGCACCUCAUCACAUUCAAGAAUAUUCGUUGGCAAGAUAUAUUGCGUAUGUUACUUACACACCGUUGUUUAUUGCUGGUCCAAUUUUGACAUUUAACGAUUACCUAUAUCAAACAUACCAUGAAUUGCCAUCUAUCAAUUAUAAGAGAAUAGGUAAGUAUGCUUUCAGACUAUUGUUCUGUUUAUUUGUUAUGGAAUUCUUACUACAUUUUGUUUAUGUCGUCGCUGUAUCAAAAACUAAAGCCUGGACUAAUGAUACACCAUUCCAAAUAUCUAUGAUUGGUCUUUUCAACUUAAACCUCAUCUGGCUAAAACUUUUGAUUCCUUGGAGAUUUUUCAGGCUAUGGGCAUUGUUGGACGGUAUUGAUGCUCCCGAAAAUAUGAUUCGUUGCAUGGAUAAUAAUUACUCACCUGUUUCGUUCUGGAGGGCGUGGCACAGAUCAUAUAACAAGUGGAUCGUUCGGUAUAUCUAUAUUCCUUUGGGUGGUUCCUCUAAUAGAAUUUUGACUUCUUUAGCCGUGUUUUCAUUUGUUGCAGUAUGGCAUGAUAUAGAAUUGCGGCUAUUAUUCUGGGGUUGGUUAGUCGUUUUAUUCUUAAUCCCAGAGGUAGUACUUUCCAAGUAUUUCAAUACCUACAGUAAAGAGCCAUGGUAUAGAUAUGCGUGUGGUUGUGGAGCCAUAUUAAAUAUAUGGAUGAUGAUUACUGCUAAUUUAUAUGGUUUCUGCUUGGGCUCUGAUGGAAUGUAUUUAUUUUUCAAAGAAAUGUUCGGUACCUUUGAUGGGUUGGUAUUCUUCGUCGUUGCCAACUGUGCUCUUUUUGUUCAUGUUCAAUUGAUGUUCGAACUAAGAGCUGAAGAAAUGAGACAUGGUAUUUAUGUGAAAUGCUAA
This is a messenger RNA of Kluyveromyces marxianus DMKU3-1042, 1770 nucleotides long. It is a transcript of the gene GUP1, whose product is annotated as membrane-bound O-acyltransferase family protein. The coding region runs from base 1 to 1770 and encodes 589 amino acids. Gene Ontology annotation, cellular component: endoplasmic reticulum. The transcript has a single exon. Gene Ontology annotation, biological process: GPI anchor biosynthetic process. NCBI's taxonomy places the organism in Eukaryota, Fungi, Ascomycota, Saccharomycetes, Saccharomycetales, Saccharomycetaceae. The record is from RefSeq and is a predicted model, not a curated record.